CAAUCACUCAUCUGUCCAUCCAGUCCAGCACGUCUGUCUUCUUUCUAGGACGUGAAUUCAACCCCCAGCUAAAAUGUCGGAUAAAAAGAUGACAUCCAGUCGUAAGCAGCAUCUAAAGAGCCUGCUGCUACAGAUUGCCCAUGGGCUCAUCCAGGCUGAAGCAAUCCAGGCACUGGAGGAUAAGAACAGGUACAUGGAGGAGAAUGUGCCCUCACUCUCCAUCCCUGGAUCCAUGGAGGAACUCCAGGAUUUGUGUAAGAAGCUCCACCAGCAAAUAGAUGCAGUGGAUGAACAGAGAUAUGACCUGAGUGGCAAAGUAGCCAAAUGCGAUAAGGAGAUUGAAGAUCUGAAGAUUAAAGUGCAGGAUCUAAACGGAAAGUUCAAGAAGCCGGCACUUAAGAAAGUGCGUAUGUCUGCUGAUGCAAUGCUUCAGGCUCUGCUGGGUUCCAAACAUAAGGUGUCCAUGGACCUGAGAUCUAACCUGAAGCAAGUCAAGAAGGAGGUCAAGGAGGAGGUGAAAGACACUGCUGACUGGCGUAAGAACAUCGAGGACAAGUCUGGCAUGGAUGGCAGAAAGAAAAUGUUUGAGUCCGACCCAUAAACAAGACCUUCAGUAUCUGCAUUCGUGUUGCUAUUUCUCUGAUCAAUUUAUAACGUUUUCCAUUCUAAUCGUCUACCUCACUCUACUUACUGGGAGCUUUCCAUUCCACCAGGAACAGACCAUACCCUCAAGCGGAACCACUCGAUGUGUAUGUAAUAAAGUCCUCAGAUUGUAUGACACUGUCCUUUUUAUGAGAAUGAGGACGUGGCUGCAUUGCUCAGGAGGGUAGUUAAAUGUGUAUGCGGAAUGCAAACACACAAGCGAUCAUAAUAGUAGUCAUGGUACUACUCUUAGUAUUAGCUGUAGUAACUGUUUUAGUAGUAGUAGUGGUAAAAGUAGUAAUCGUAGUGGUAAUAGAAGUGCUAGUAGUUGUAGCUGUUGUAGUGAUAUAUUUUAGUAGUCGUAGUGGUGGUAGUUGUGGUAGCAGAAAUAGUAAUUAUAGUAGUAGUAGUAAUGGCGGUAGUUGUAGUAGUAGUAAUAGUAAUUAUAUUAGUAGUAGCAGUAAAGGCAAUAGUUUUAUGAAUAGUGGUAAUAGUAAUUAUAGUAGUAGUAGUGGUCGUAGUAGUAGUAGUAGUGGUAAUACUAAUUAUAAUAGUAGUAGCAGUGGUAGUGGUAAAUGUAGUGUUAGUACUACUUGUGAACUAGGGACAUGUACAAGCACAAUGCCAGUAGAUCGGGUGUGUAUUUGGAUGAGUUAUGGUUUCUUCUUCCUGGAGGUCAUUGCCUGGACAUUGGUAGUGUCACAAACAAUGUUAUUUAGUUAACCAAAACUGUCAAGUGUUUCAUGACCCCAAUGUUCCCUCAUUUAGACAAUGUAUAUAAAUAGUGGGAAGGGAAUGAAUAAGAAACUAAACUUUAUCUUUGUGUUCCUUUAUCCAUGGUCUGAGUUGUUCUGGAUAUGAGUCCGCUGAAUGACUGAAACAGAACAUAUUCUUGUGUCAGUGUGGGUUAGAAUCAGACCCAUUGCCUGGUCUAUGUGUCUAUGUGUUUUUCUCUCAAC
Molecule: messenger RNA, 1601 nt
Organism: Esox lucius (northern pike)
Lineage: Eukaryota; Metazoa; Chordata; Actinopteri; Esociformes; Esocidae
Product: troponin I, fast skeletal muscle-like
Exons: 7
Coding region: 74-601 (175 amino acids)
Biological process (GO): muscle contraction
Cellular component (GO): troponin complex
Source: RefSeq, a predicted model, not a curated record